AUGGGGCCUCCUCUUUACCACCUAUCAGAUUUGGCCCUUCCCUCCUACCAAGGAGACCGCUGGUAACAUUCACAUUUUUACAUGGAAUUUUUCGAAAUAAAGGGGGCGGUAUAGGAUUCGAACCCCCGAUAUCACUGCUAAGACCCUUCGACUCGCCCACUCGAGCCGCUUAGCCCUUCUUAAAUUGGUGGUUAAGGUGCAUAAGGCUUAGGUACUGCUUUAAAAAAUUGCAUUAAUCUCAUAAAUUUGACACUUGAUCUUGGUUGGAAUUAAAUUGGUUCAAAAGGUGCAUCAGGCUUAAAUUCUUAUUUAGCGUAUUGCACUAAUCUCUAAAAUUUGAAACUUUCUCUUAGAGCAAAUUAUAUUGGUGAUCAAGGUGCAUCAUGCUUAGGUUCUGCUUUAGUAAGUUGCACUAAUUUCUCAAAUUUGACACUUGAUCUUGAAUAGAAUGAAAUUGGUGACUAAGGUGCAUCACUCUUAAUUUCUGCUUUAGCAAAUUGCAAUAAUCUCUCCAAUUUGACACUUUUUCUUGAUGAAAAUUAAAUUAGUGAUUAAGGUUUAUCAGGCUUAGGUUCUGCUUUAGCAAAUUGCACUAUUCUCACAAAUUUUACUCUUACUCUUGAUAGGAGUUAUAUUGAUGAUGAAGGUGCAUCAGGCUUAGGUUCUGCUUUAGCAAAUUGUACUAAUCUUUCAAAUUUGACACUUUAUCUUAGAAACAAUUAAAUUGGUGAUUAAGGUACUUCAGACUUAGGUUCUGGUUUAGCAAAUUGUAUUAAUCUCUCAAAUUUAACACUUAAUCUUGGUUUGAAUUCAAUUGGUGAUGAAGGUGCAUCAGGCUUAGGUUCUGCUUUAGCAAAUUGCACUAAUCUGUUAAAUUUGAAACUUAAUCUUAGAGCCAAUUAAAUAGGUGAAACAGGUGCAUUAGGCUUAGGCUCUGCUUUAGUAAAUUGCACUAAUCUCUCAAAUUUGACACUUGAUCUUGAGUAAAAACAGGAAAAUAUAAUAAGUGCAUCAGGCCUAGGUUCUGCAUUAGCAAAUUUCACCAAUCUCUCAAAUUUGACACUUAUUCUUGAAUCCAAUUAAAUUGAUAAUGAAAGUGUAUAAAGCUUAGGUCCUGCUUUAGCAAAUUGCAAUACUCUCUCAAAUUUGACACUUAAUCUUAAGGAAAAUAAAAUUGGUGUAACAGGUAUAUUAGGCUUAUGUUCUGGUUUAGCAAAUUGCACUAAUCUCUCAAAUUUGAGACUUGAUUUUUCGUAAAAAUAGUUUAUUUGUUUUGGAUUAUGA
Molecule: messenger RNA, 1284 nt
Organism: Tetrahymena thermophila SB210
Lineage: Eukaryota; Ciliophora; Oligohymenophorea; Hymenostomatida; Tetrahymenidae
Product: cyclic nucleotide-binding domain protein
Exons: 12
Biological process (GO): activation of GTPase activity; nucleocytoplasmic transport
Cellular component (GO): nucleus; perinuclear region of cytoplasm; cytosol
Molecular function (GO): GTPase activator activity; small GTPase binding
Source: RefSeq, a predicted model, not a curated record